This is a messenger RNA of Manihot esculenta (cassava), 2455 nucleotides long. Its product is annotated as inactive poly [ADP-ribose] polymerase RCD1. The coding region runs from base 378 to 2249 and encodes 623 amino acids. The record is from RefSeq and is a predicted model, not a curated record. Gene Ontology annotation, molecular function: NAD+ poly-ADP-ribosyltransferase activity. The transcript is spliced from 7 exons. NCBI's taxonomy places the organism in Eukaryota, Viridiplantae, Streptophyta, Magnoliopsida, Malpighiales, Euphorbiaceae.
AAUGAAAAGCAGCGCAAUAAUUUUUUGCAAAAGGUUGGAUUCCUAAUACUGACGUAUUUAUUAAUUUAUGCUUUUUUCUCUCUCCUCAACCCGUCAAACAUCAACCGUAAAUACACCUCCGCCACGACGACCUCCGCCACCGCCACUUCACCACCUAAUCAUUCCUAAUUUCUCAACAAUCGAAAGGGGGAACCGAAUCAAGGACCAUCAAGGCACAUCAUCAUAGUUUUGGACUCACCGGUGUCGGAAAAUCAUGCUUAUCCUCCAAUCAUCCUCCAUGUCGGGGGAAAAUUCAGUGAAUAUUUAUGUUAGAACAGAUCGGGUCUUGUAUGAGCUACCCUAAAUAACCAUAUUAAGGCAUUGAUCUAUUAGGUAAAAUGGAAGCCAAGGUCGCAAAGGUAUUGGAUAGUAAUAGCCAAAGCGUUAUGCUUGGUCUGAAAAGAAAACGAGCAUCCCGUUAUGCAGCAUAUUUCGCUGAAGCUUCUCGCAUUACCUCACCUGAGUGGCCAACUGUGCGUUUUUCAACCUAUAAGCCUAGGAAACAGAGGAGACUAACUGGAAGCCGAAGCAAGGUUGUGAGCUGUGGGUGUCAUUUUAGAAGAUCUUUGCUUCGGUGUUAUUCCAAUUUUAUGAGGACUGGGGUGCUGCUACGUCUUAUGUUUUAUCAGAAUGGUGAAUGGACUGAUUUUUCUCCAGAUAUUGUUGCUUUGGUUAGGAAGGAUCUUCAAGAGAGGAAACCGGCUAUUGAGCUUGAGUUAGAGGGCCAACGCUGUAUGCUGGAUCUCUUGCAUAUGUUUCUAGUGGACAUGAAGACGGGUUUUCAGCAACCAAUUGCUUGGAUUGAUGAGAAAGGUGGCUGUUUCUUUCCGGAAAUUUUCAUUGACAACAGGGAGCCACAAGCGUGCUGCCAGCAUAAUUGUGUGAAUGACCAAGGACCUACAUUUAGAGAGCCUAAAGUACCUCAUGAGAUAAGGUUGCAGCUGGAAAUUGACAUAAAUGGACUGGAUCAUUGUCAGUCUAAGUUAGAGUGCAGUGGAGAGUCGGAUGCUUUUGUCAAGCAUAUUGAAAUUGUUCAAAAUCCUAUGAGUGUGAAUGUUGUGGAAGUUGAGGAUAAUUGCAACAGGAAGCCCGAUGAACAAAUUAGUCAAUUUUUUGAGGAAAAUCAACAUAUUAAAACAAAUGUAUCCACUGGAAUUGAAUCUGUUAAUGAAAAGUUGGAUUCUGAUACUGUACAAAAUAUGUUUCUUACAGGCAUGAAGAAUUUUAGUGUUACUGACAUACUUGAUAUUCGUCGUUGCUCUAGUACUCCAAUGCAAGCCCAAUUGGAGAUUUUCCAGAAGCAGAUUGAACUAACAAAAAGGUGUCGUGGUGAUGCAAAUGUUCGAUAUGCUUGGCUUGCUUCCUCUAAAGCAUUACUAUCUACAGUAAAGUUGUAUGGACUUGGAAAUUGCGGGCAAUCCGCAAGUAAGUCCAAAUAUGGCAUUGGUGUUCAUCUGUAUGCAGCAAACUGCUGUGAAUCCAGUGCAAAUUUUUGUGAUGUUGACGAAAAUGGAGUGCGGCACAUGGUACUUUGUCGUGUAAUAUUGGGAAAAAUGGAGCUUGUUCAACCUGGGAGUCAGCAGUGGUAUCCCAGUAGUGAGAAUUUUGAUAGUGGUGUUGAUGACCUUCAAAAUCCAAGCCAGUAUAUAGUCUGGAGUAUGAAUAUGAACACCCAUAUUUAUCCAGAAUUUGUUGUUAGUUUCAAGAGCUCUUCUCAUGCUGAAGGGAUUUUGGCUGGAACUGAUAUAAAACAUGAUGUUUCUGGUAUCACUACAUCUUCACAAGGUGCUCAGCAAAAUGUACCAAAUGAGUCUCCUGUUGAUCUGAACCUGCCAGUAGAAUCUCCUGAUUUGAAUCUACCAACAGAGUGCCCUAUAGCUGGCCUGGGAAGUGUGAGCCAACCAGAAUCUGGGGGAUCUCUGGGAAAAGCUCCAAGUUUUGGUUCAAAUAAUACAAGGACCCCUAAAUCCCCUUGGAUGCCUUUUCCUAUGUUGUUUUCUGCAAUCUCAAGUAAAGUCCCUCGUGCAGAAAUGGAACGUGUAACUACUUAUUAUGAACAAUUCCAGGCCAAGAAGAUAAGCAGGGGAGAUUUUAUCAAAAGGUUGAGAUUAAUAGUUGGAGAUGCCUUACUGAAGUCAACAAUAACAAGUCUUCAAUGCAAGAUACCAUUGGUGGGAACAGGCACAGUCAAAUCAACUGCAGAAGGUUAAAGUGGGUUUGAUGGAUGGAGAUGCUCUACUGACGCCCAGUGUUGGAAUUUUAGGUAAAGCUUUGCUUGUGUGCUUGAAUGUGUCGACAUGGAAGUUGUUAAUGUAAAUGACUGUUUUGGGCUUGUUGGUUUAAGUUAUAUUGAAACAGGCUACUCAAAACAUGCUAGUUUAUGGGAUUGAAUGGAUUGCAAGAGUUAAUUGGCGUA